AUGCCUAACAAUCGAGGCCCAAGCAAAGGCUGUCGGAGGUGUCGCGAGUUGAAAGUCAAGUGCGACGAGAAUAAACCAUCCUGCUAUCGUUGCCAUAAAGGUAACCACGAAUGUGCAUACCAAUCGCAAUUCGACCUCUUCCACCGAAAUCAGAACACGAUCGCCCAGGUAGCUGCGACUAAGAAAUGGCGCCAACGAGCGGAUACCAAGCCCUCUGUGGAUACCAAAGAGAUUAUUAUUCCAAAGGCACUUGGCCCACCGUUGUCUGAACUUGCAUAUAACCGCCUGUACUAUGACUUUGUGAUCCCCUGGCCCGGAACUCUCAGCAGACUACGCCAUCAACUUCGGGAGACGGCUCCGAAUUCUUGUUUAGUCUCCGUGGUGGCUGCAGUAGCUUAUGCCAAUUUUCACGGGAGAUGCAACUCGCAAGAAGCGAAAAGAGCGAGUAGUGUACACUAUGGACUGGCACUGCAAAGGCUGGCAACGACGAUGAACGAUGCUGUGGAGGUACAGCGUGACGAGAUUCUCAUGGUCAUUUGGCUUCUGGGGAUGUAUGAGAUGCUUACUUCAGGCCGGCGUGAUGGCUCUUGGAUCACACACAUGCAAGGCACACAGUCCGUGAUUGCCCAACGGGAUAACAAGAAUUUGACGGAUGGCGAUCAUUACCUCGCUAUCUUAUGUAUGAACUUGGUCAUAUACUACCUGACCGAGGCUAAGUCGCCUCCGGCACUCCUGCGGCAGUGGAUACAAGAAUUUCCAUUCCCGAUGGAAUUGAAAAAACGACUCGUCGUGAUCAUGUCAGAUGCAGCAUCAACAUGUUCAAAAUUACGAGAGCGCACGAUUUCCAGGACAGCCAACUCCUCCGAAGAGCUGAUCGCAGCCGAUCUCGUCCUCAUUCAGGAAGCGCUCUCGAUAGAUCUCAGGCUUCAAUCUUGGUGUCACUCUUUACCUUUAGAAUGGUCACAUGUUUCAACACACCCUAUCACUAAUAACAACCGUCCAUCUUGGACUAGAGAACUUCUCGACUCCCCCGGUUCACCCGAGUACGCUACCCGAUAUUCAAAUCGCCUAGCUGCAUGCGACUGGAAUGGGUGUCGAUCGACAAGACUCUCACUCCAUUCAAAGAUUAUUUCCUUUAUAUCGACAUUUCAAUCUCCGAUUUUAGCUCUCACCACUAUCAAGUCUCAUAGCCUGGACAUGAUCCUCACUCUUACCGACGAAAUUGCUUGCUCGGUGCCCUACGCCCUCGAUAUCUCACCCGACGGCACAUCUGACCCGGCCACUCCAGAUCAAGUUCCUGGACUAUGUGCAUAUAGAAUUCUCUGGCCUAUAUUUACUAGCUCGGUGUGCUUGCGGAAUGAGUUGGUUCAGAGUCAGGACUUUGCGCAGAGAGCCCAGUGGUUCAAGACGAUAUUGCGGUUCUUGCGAGAUACGAUGGGGAUCGCCAAGGUGGAUGUCUUUUUAAGAGGCCAGCUAGAGGUUGCUUGA
Molecule: messenger RNA, 1488 nt
Organism: Penicillium cataractarum
Lineage: Eukaryota; Fungi; Ascomycota; Eurotiomycetes; Eurotiales; Aspergillaceae
Product: Zn(II)2Cys6 transcription factor
Exons: 4
Coding region: 1-1488 (495 amino acids)
Biological process (GO): regulation of DNA-templated transcription
Molecular function (GO): DNA-binding transcription factor activity, RNA polymerase II-specific; zinc ion binding
Source: RefSeq, a predicted model, not a curated record